Messenger RNA from Hyposmocoma kahamanoa, 3670 nucleotides. RefSeq lists its product as uncharacterized. The transcript is spliced from 4 exons. The coding region runs from base 124 to 3423 and encodes 1099 amino acids. Lineage: Eukaryota; Metazoa; Arthropoda; Insecta; Lepidoptera; Cosmopterigidae. The record is from RefSeq and is a predicted model, not a curated record.
GUGCAAUUGUUUUGGAUACUUUACAAACGCCAACAUGGAAUAUAGUUCGUACGAUGUGGAACACAUGCGGUCGAAUUAAAUUGUUAGGUGAAAAGACAGGUGUCGUUUGGGGGCGGACAAGUGAUGACGCUGCGCACCCCACGGCGCCGUAUUUCCCCACGAGCCAAGCGUCGGUAUCGCGCCAUUCGAGAGUUUUUUAGGCGAGCCCUUGGAAGUUCGUCACAACCAGAUAUAAAAAUCAGUUCAAGCAUAGCGAUCAACGUCACAGAUCUGAAGCACAGAAUAAUUGGUAUCGAACGUCAACUCAAUGAAGUGAACAAGCAUUGCCAGGAUCUAGCUAGUCUCGAGAACAGCUUCAAGAGAGAAGCCGACCAUUUUCAGGAAGCGGGAGGACGGCAUGACAAAGAAUCAUAUGAGGAGCACCUGUCUGGCAGACAGGCGAUUUCGCAAGGCACUAAAUUUAUAUAUAGACAACCUGAGACGCGCUGCUCCAAUUCUGACGAAGCCGAAUUUAUACCUGACGUGGGAAAACACGUCUCUGACGAGUGCAGAGCGGAGCCCGAACCCUUUGUUACUUUAGAAGAUUAUCAUGCGCAAUUGGCAAAAAUUCAAAAAGCAAAAAAAAUUGCAGCGCGCAAAAAAAAACCUCGCGAAUAUGAUCAAAUUAUAGGUAAACACAGAACUCCUUUUACAGUGGAGAACAUAAAUCCGCACACGACUAGCAGCUACGAAUCCACUGGCCAUGACAGAGAGGUGCUUCCGUACGAGACUACACCAUCACCUCAGCAGCGGCGCAGCAAGCGUCGCCAUAAAGAGCAGUACCCUAUACAACCGCAGCAUACCGAACAAUCUGAUUUCGAUCAAUCUCGAAAUAAAAAACGCAGAGAGAAAACUAAAAGACGUAGUGGCGACGCCAAUCCCACUUGCUAUUACCAUGAAACACGUAACAAAAAAGAAAAGAUGUCCACAAUGCUAGACCGGGAUUUUAUAGCUGAUAUAAUUAGAAGACAAUAUCAGCCUGUCAAACUAUUCGGACGGAGAGGAUCUAAUUUAAGUCAGUUUUCAGCGCCGGUGUGUCGCGACCAUGAGUAUCACCACAUACGCAACGAUAUUCAAGAGGGAACCGAUCUCUGCUCUUGUUGCUACGACGAUCGUCAGCGCCGAUUUAGUGACGCAAGAAGCGUUUGCGACACGCGGCUGUACAGUUCUAAUAGACACUAUCGCACCAGAUCUCACCGGCGGCACGAGGAUAUUUACAAUGAUUCCGCAUACUAUGACGUCAUCCCUGUGAAAGAAAAAUCAAGUCCGAAAUCCAGACGGAAAUUUGUCGAAGAAAAUGUAUUCGGUCAUCAAUAUACUUGUUAUCCAUAUAAAGAAGUUCUUCCAUCUCCAAGAACGCACAGACCUCGCCUCAAUUUAAAAGCUCAACUAUACCAAGAUUAUGAUGAUCUAAUUCAGGCAAAGCAACCAGGGGCUCGACACGUCACGAGGCCCAAAAAACAUGAAGAGUAUUAUGCAGUAGUCGAAAGCGAUAAUGCAUCAGAGGUAGUUCCCAUUAAAUACCACCGAGAACAGCCCAAGAUACAAAAGCCAAUUAAAAUCUUGACCUGCGCUCAAGUUCACGCGGAUACAAAUACAAGUAAUUCACAAUGCCCUCAAAUCGUCCACGACCAACACUGCAUAGUCAAUCAACAUCUAGUUAAUCAAUCUUUAAAUAAAUUGCCAGAAUCGAACCAGACAGACAAAGCUCUAUGUGAAAUCAAAGAUAUUCUGCAAAGUUUCUUACAAGAAAUCAAACGGGAUAGCUCUCAACCACUGUCAGAAGACUGCGUUAAGCAAGUUGAUAAACAGACAAGCAACACUUUGACAGAAACCCCAAAUUGCACGAUUGAAAACAACUGCAACAGUUACAUCGCCCCGACAGUCGCGCCCAUCGCACCACCUCUUCCAACAUCUUUCGUACCGUCUUUCCCGGGCCAGUGUUGUUACCCUUUGGUGUGCCCCGUAAACUGCUUGCAAAACAGAUUCGUAGUCCCUAGCCCUAGCGUCGUCGCAUGUCAUGCUUGCAUUAAUGCUACGAAGGAACCAAUCUGUAUUGAAUGUUCAUCGAAAGCUAAAAAUCAGUCGACACAGGACAACUACGAGAGUGGCAAGAACAAUAACUUUGAGGACUUAAUCAAAGAAAUAUACGAGUUCGUUGCAAAAGACCAAAAGCAGAGUAAAAAAAAGGUUCGCAACAAGCAUAAUGAAAGAAGCGAAGGUGUGGUGGAGGAAUCGGACAAGGGUAAAGACUUAACCUCGAGGAGUGUAGGCGAAAGCUUGCGAUUGACUCAGAAUGAUACUAAGGUGGGCACGUCAGAGCAGAAGAGCUACUCGAAAAGUUGUGAGGCGUUCGGCUCACGGCUCACUUCCGAAAACUAUUACACCACCACACAGUCCGACACAGUACUGGACAAAUUAAGCUUGGAGGUAACAGAUUCGUCGACUCGUUUCAGUUCCAUAUCUGCUCUGCAAGAUAAGAAUAAAGUCGGUAUGCUUGUCAAAAUGCUCAAAUCGAUAGGAAUCCUCAAGAAAAAGAAAAAGGUGGAACACCCUGAAGGGUGCGAAAGCGACAGUGCAUUGGAAGGGGAUGUGAAACCAAAGCAUACACAUACCCCGUUUCGACAAAACAUCACGAACUACGCGAUGUACGGGCAAGAGUAUUACCAACGUCCCCCAGUGCCUCAAUACGUUCGCCCCGAAUACGGCCAGCCGCCUUACGACCAGAGGGCCUACUAUAGCGCCCUAACGCCAGAGUCGAGCGAUUUCACGCCGCACAGAGUGCAGCAACAGACGAUCCACGAACAUGCCUCGUCGGGAUACUACCAACAGCCCUCCGCGCCACCCUAUCCGGGCCCUUACGAGCCACACUACGGCCACAUGCACGCGCCGUACGCGCCGCAGCCUCCUCUCUGUCUGAAGGAAGUAGAAGUUAAGAGCACUAGCACGCAAAGUGAAAAGAAAUUUUCCUUCUUUAAUAAGCGCUCACGCAAGAGCCAGCGGCCUGCCACAGCGCACGGAGCCGCCUUCCAUUGUGAACACGAUCCCAAGAACUGCUCCACGCAGACCGCACCUUUCUUGAGAAAUAGUAACCCGCUCACGUAUGAACUACAAAAAAAGGAAAAGCCAGGAUUUUUCUCUGCAUUUAAAAAUUUGCAAAAAGGGGAUUACGACGACGUUGGCGCAAACCCUACGACGUAUGGCUUUAAAACUCAUAAGAAAUUGGUUGAAGGUGACAUGAAGUUGAAAAAUGUACUACUAAAAAAACUGUUUCUUAAGAAAAAUCCCUUUUCUCCCCGCAACCUAAUGGUGAGGACAUUACUGGGCAAGGACAAGUCCAAUUACGGCGUCUCCCCUGCCCUAAAGACUCGGAUGUUCUUAUAAGUGUCUGUAGCAAUCGGUUUUGUGUAAGUGAAUGUUCUCGAAAAAUAUGCAGUGUCCUGUAACGAAUCAAAUUGCGUCGUGUAUUAUAACGUUAUUAUGUUUUUAAGAAACUGUGACAGUUGCUUUUAAUUUUAUUCUUAAGUAGGAAAGUAGUAACUACUAAUGCAGUAAUUGUGUCCUUUUAGUUCUACCUCAAAAUAGCGUGUAUUAUUUCUGUAGGUAGGUGCAGUUCAACAGUUACAAUAAG